AUGGAAUACUUCAGAAAAUGUUCGUAUUUACCGCAGAAGCGCCUAACCGAUAAAUACUUUUGUACCAUUUGUAAAAAAAUAUUCAAUUUAAAAAGUAGUUUGGACGGGCAUCUCUUCAGAUACCAUCAAAUCGGCGAUUUGUCCUUUGAGUGCGAUGAGUGUGGUAAAAAGUUCUCACAAAAAACUAUACUCCAACAGCACGUACAACGAAUGCACGCCAGCAGAAAAUAUCGCUGCGAAUUUUGCGACAAACUAUUUGCCACAAAAUCGGAACAAAAUUUUCACACCAGAAUACACACGGACGAAAAACCACAUGUCUGUGAAUUUUGUGGAAAAUCUUUUAGAAUUAAAACUCAAUUGGGUUAUCAUGUCACCGCUGUCCACACGAAAAUACGUGCCCACAAAUGUAACAUGUGUCCCAAGGAUUUUCUAACAAAACGUGACCUAACGGACCACAUUAAAGCUCAUUUGAAUAUACGUGACAAGAUAUGUGAAACUUGUGGAAAAGGGUUUUCGAAUAAUCAUUCAUUUAGACGACAUCGUCAAAUACAUUCGGAAAUCAAAAGAUAUGAGUGUAAAAUGUGUGACGAGAAGUUCAAUCAAUUAAUAAGUUUACACAGACAUAAAAAGCGUAUUCACAAGGACGUAAAGGGAGUUCAGAAAAAAUAGUAAAUUUAUUAUUUUAUAAAUAACAUACAUUAACAAUAAACAUGAUAAAAGUAAAAAUAAUUUAGAAUUUGUGAAAUUGUUUCUUUUACAAAAAAUCGUGCUUUAGGUAUUACCGUAUAGCUUAGUAUGUCGUAUUAUCGUAUAGCUUAGGAUGUCCGCAAAUUUCUUAAUUUUGCUUUUCAUUUGUAGUUUAAUUUUAACUGUUAAAUUACUCUUUAAGUGUAUCUAAAGUAUUUUUAUUCCUCGUUUACGUGCAACGAAUGCCAUUUGGAAAUACUUUCCGAAACAAUAAAAACAUUAGCACGUUUCCACAACAAUUGGCCAACAAUUGUCAACUUGUCGAGUUCUAUAUUGUGCAACACUUACUAAAAAACUUUUGCCUUUUAAACUGACUCUUGAAAUAUUCCAAUAUAUUUGUUGAUUUUAUCCAACUGUAUAUUAUUAGAGAAAAUAAUGAAAUUUAUUGUACCACUAUUAAGGAAAUGGAAAUAUACAAU
Messenger RNA from Lucilia cuprina (Australian sheep blowfly), 1166 nucleotides. RefSeq names its product oocyte zinc finger protein XlCOF15-like. The record is from RefSeq and is a predicted model, not a curated record. Gene Ontology annotation, cellular component: nucleus. Lineage: Eukaryota; Metazoa; Arthropoda; Insecta; Diptera; Calliphoridae. The coding region runs from base 1 to 669 and encodes 222 amino acids. The transcript has a single exon.